Molecule: messenger RNA, 960 nt
Organism: Maudiozyma barnettii
Lineage: Eukaryota; Fungi; Ascomycota; Saccharomycetes; Saccharomycetales; Saccharomycetaceae
Gene: MRH1
Product: Mrh1p
Exons: 1
Coding region: 1-960 (319 amino acids)
Cellular component (GO): plasma membrane; endoplasmic reticulum
Source: RefSeq, a predicted model, not a curated record
AUGUCAGAAACUGUUCAAUUCUUCAAAAGAGGUGGUAACGAAGCCAUCAACAUCAACAAGCCAACUGGUACUGAUUUCCAUUUAACCGCUCGUGGUUCCGAUUGGUUGUGGACCAUCUUCUGUGUCAACUUAUUCGCAGCCAUUAUCUUGAUCUUCCUAAUGUUCAAGAAACCAGUUGACGACAGAUUCCUUUACUACACCGUUAUUGCUCCAUGUUUAUUUAUGACCAUUGCUUACUUCACCAUGGCUUCUAACUUAGGUUGGACCGGUGUCAAGGCUAAGUACAACCACAACAGAGUCUCUACUCAAACUACUCAUCUAGGUGUUAGACAAGUCUUCUACUCUAGAUACGUCGGUUGGUUCUUAGCUAUGCCAUUCCCAGUUAUCCAAGCUUCUAUUCUUGGUAAGACUCCUCUAUGGCAAAUGUUCUUCAACAUUGUGAUGACCGAAUUCUUCGUCGUCUGUAUGUUGCUAGCUGCUUUGGUCCAUACCACUUACAAAUGGGGUUACUUCAGUUUCGCUGUCUUCUGUAGUUGGAUUGUUAUGACCUCCAUCCUAACCACCACCAAGAACCUAUGUGUUAGAGCUGGUAACGAUGUUUACACUGUCUUUAAGAUCUACGUCUCUAUAAUCUUCUUCUUCUGGUUAAUCUACCCAAUCUCUUUCGGUCUAUCUGAAGGUGGUAACGUUUUGGUUGUUGACUCUGAAAUGAUUUUCUACGGUAUUCUAGAUUUGUGUUUCUUAUGUUUCUGUCCAUUGAUCUUCCUACCAUUGGCCAACUACGUUGGUAUUGAAAAGAUUGGUUACAACUUCCACCAAGAAGAUCAUGAAUCUGCCGGUGCCAAGUCUCCAGCUUCUCCAAAGUCUCCAAAGUCUCCAAAGUCUCCAAAGUCUCCAAAGUCUCCAAAGUCCGGUGCUGCUUCUCCAAAAUUAAAGAAGUCCAAGAAGUCUAAGAAAUAA